UCCCGCCCCAGUCCUACCCCCUCCCUACUCCACCGGACCCCCUCCCCCUGUUAACUACCCCCUCAGCCCCUCUACCCACACGGCCAGAUGCCUCCAGGGGUUAAUGCCCCCUGGGUUCCCCCUCCCAACACCCAGCCCCACUCGCUGGGCCCCCCGCCCCUCCUACCCUCCGGACCCCCUCUCUCCAAGGAGGACUUCUACAGACAGCGGAGACUCCAACAGGAACAGGUAACGUCCAAGCUGGAUGAGUUCACUAAAGACUUUGCCAAAGAGUUGAUGGAAUACAGACCUGCUCCCAAGAGACGGAGACGCUCCUACUCCAGGUCUCGUUCCUACAGUCGUUCUCCGUUCAGCCGUUCCCCCUACUCCCGAUCUCCUCGCUCCCGCUCCAGGUCUUACUCGUACACCCCCAGCCGCUCCCGCUCCCGUUCCAGGUCUUACGGACGCUCCCCCUUCUCCAGACGCAACGGAGGCCGGGGAGGACGCAGCCGAUCCUACGGUCGCUCGCCACGGUCCCGCUCACGCUCCCGUUCCUACGGCUACCGUCGCUCCGGCUCUCCUCGCUCCCCUCCGCCUUACCGAGGUGGUGGUGGGGGGGGCUGGGAAGGAGGAGACGGAGUUGAAGGAGGAGGAGGAGGGGGGUAUCGGCCCAGGUCUCGCUCCCCGGGGGGCUACAGGAGGAGCAGGAGUCCUGGAGGGGUUAGAGGUCACCAUAAGCCCCCCCCUCGAGAGCCGGCUCCUUACGAGCCUAAAGGCGGACCUGACCUGUCUCCCGGCGGCAGGGAACGCUGGGAAAGAGACAGCUACAGACAGUGGGAGAAAGAGUACAGGGACUGGUACAACAAGUACUACAAAGACUACAGUACCCAGCAUGCCUCGGUGCACCACCGCGGUGGCCGGGGCAGCAGAGAGAGGGACCGCCUCACCCCUCCGCCCAGAGACUACUCCCCCCAGGGGCGGGUGAGGAGGGGUGAGAGAGGGGGACCUCCCGGACCCCACAGAACUCACCACGCCUUGUCCGCUCUGCCCUCUGCCUCCGUCAGGGGGGGCGGAAGUAAGGAACGCACGCAGGGGGGAACCAAAACGUCAGAGGGCGGAACUAAAACUCUGAAAGGGAAGAAACUGAAGAAAAAGAAGAACGGUGAGGAGGAUUCAGCCGACCAAUCGCUGGACAGGGGAGACGCCACACCCGUCAGGGACGAGCCAAUGGAUGAUCUCCACACCCUGACCCCUAGCAAAGCCCCACCCACCUCCACCAAGGUCUCGAGCAAUAAGGCAGCGCUGCUCUCCGGUAAAACCCCUCCCACCUCGUCCGGCCAAUCAGAGAAGAGCAGGAAGGAGAAGGUGGGUAAGCUGAAAGUAAAGACGGAGGGAAAGGUGAAAGGAGAGAAGGUUAAGAGAAAGACGGGAGGAGAGGCGACGGUCACAGCCUCUAAGAACAAAGAGUCUUCAGCCGCUAAACCAACCAAAGCAUCCAAGGUCAAACCGGACGAGCCAAUCAGGAGAGAGAAGGGGCGGAGCACCCCUACUGUUCGAGGAGGUUUGGCUAAACUCCCCCUGCCCCGCCCCCUCCCCCCUCACCCCCACGACCUCCCUAAACACCUGGGCGACGCCCGGGGGGGAAGGAGAGAUCCCAUUCACAGUGUCGGGGUACGCCCCCCUGGUCGCCCCCUCCAGCCUGCACCUCCCUCCCCAGCAGAGAAGAGGAGGAGAGUGGAGGAGAGGGAAAGGGGGAGGGGGAUGGACAGGGGGAUGGGGGGGCCCCCGGCUAAGCUCCGCCGCGCCGAGGGUCCGUACCCCCAGAGAGGACUUCCUGCCAAGCCUUCCCUCCUCCUGAACCUGGCAUGCAGAGAGUCGGGUAGAGGAGAGGGUCUGCUCCCCAUCCCUGGUUCCUCACAGACAGGGAGGCUAGACCGUUUCCAUCCCAUCUCAAUCUCCAUCCCUGGUUCCUCCAUGGACCUGGGGAGAGAGGGGAGAGGCGACGGGCUGCUGCCCACCCCAGGGAGCUCUGAGGCGGGCAGAAGAGAGAGUGACAGGGGGUCUAUCUGGCCUCUCAUGGGUCUGCAGGUCAAACCCUUCCCCCAGAGGAGAAUCAAACUGAACAGAGACCUGGGGAGGAACAGCAGUAUGGCCCGCCCAGAGGAGAGACCAGCUCCAGCUGCUAAUAUCACCACCACUAUCACCUCUACUGGAGAGAGACCUGCUGGUCCUGAGAGAGGAGGAGCAGAGAGGGAUGGAGGGACGGAGAGGGUGGCGGUGAUGGUGGAGCGGAGGUCGUCUGGCGAGAGGUCAGAGGCCAGGUCUGUUAGGUCCGAGAGGCCGUUGUCAGGGGAACGUUUGCCGGAGAGAGGAGGAGGAGGAAGGUCAGUCUCUCUAGACCGCAUGACCAUCGCGGAACGCUCGGCCAUCGCUAAGAAACCUGAUGUCACCGGGGAGAGAACAGAGAGCGAGUACACGCCGCCCGCUGAGAGAGAGAGACCAGCUGAGAGCUCCAAGGAGAGAGAGAGACCAGCUGAGAGCUCCAAGGAGAGAGAGAGACCAGCAUCAGCCAAGACGGACAGGUCAUCUUCCAGGGAGAAGUCAGCCACCAGGGAACAGAAAGGAGAGAAGACCUCGUCCUCCGUAGACAGACCUGCCUCUACAGGGGAGCGAGCGGCAGGGUCCCAGAGAGAGACUGUAGCUGAAGACAGAGUGGUAGUGGUGGUGAAGGAGGGUUCUGGUUCUGGAAAGACCAGAAAGAUCAGCAGAAAGAGUUCUGAGCCCACCACCCACCACUCAUCAGACCACUCUGUCACUUCAACUGGCAGCAGCAGGUCUGAGCCGAGCCAGAGCCAGGGUGCUGUGUCAAAACCCCGGGACCUCCAGACCCAGAGGAGACCCAGUCCCGUCCAGUUCCCCAGCCCAGGCAGGGAGAGGAGGGACCGUGGGACCGGAGGAGUCCUCAUCCAGCCUCCACCCCGGUCCAAGUGGGAGAGAGAGGAGGAGGAGGAGGAAGAGGAGCAGCACUCAGCGUCCAGGGAGAAUGGGGCGUUGGCGGUUUCCUCCUCCGUGCCCAGAGACGCUCUGAGGAGAGAAGUCUCACCAGCACCGCCUAGUGGCCAAGGCAGGGACGUGCAGGGUAGUGUCUCUAAAACAGCCAACACAGAGGGGAGGAGAGGGAGGGAGGAGGGGACUAGAAGGAGGGAGGAAGGCAGAGGGCUUAAAAAGGGGCAGAUGAACUUUAGAAAACCAGCUAAGACCGAAUCCAGAGGAGUAAAGGAGGAAGGAAGAGGAGGGGUAGGGAGGGAGGAGAGUCGAGGGGCGGGGCCAGAGCCAAGGCGACAGCGUCUAUGUUCUGACCUGGGUAGAGAGACGGACGAGGCAGCCUUCGUCCCCGACUACAGCGAAGGGGAGGGGUCAGACGGGGAGCGGGGCAGUGGCCUGAGCCACAGCCCCUCUCACAACACCCAGAGCCCCGCCUCCCAGAGCCCCGGCGGCUCCCCUAGCAACCACAGCGGCUCCACGGCGACGGACAAGAAGAAGAAGAAGAAACACAAGAAACAUAAAAAACACAAGAAGCACAAGAAGCAUUCUGCCGACGUUGAGCCUCCCGUCGAAGGAAGGAAGGAACACAAACACAAGAACAAGAAGAAGAAGCACAGGAAGAAUAAAGAGGAAGAGGAAGGAGGGGAGGCAGAGGAGAAGACUGGGCAGGAGUCAGCCACCAUCUGAGACCCUGCUAGCUCCGUUAGCAUCUAGCUCAUGGUUACAACCUGAGUUUUUCUAGUUCAUGCUAGCUCUUUUAGCAUCUAGCUAAAGACUACAACUGAGACUGCUAGCUCAUGCUAGCUCCGUUAGCAUCUAGCUAAUGGUUACAACCAGAGUUUGCUAGUUUAUGCUAACUCCGUUAGCAUCUAGCUAAUGGUUACAACCAGAGUUUGCUAGUUUAUGCUAGCUCCGUUAGCAUCUAGCUAAUGGUUACAACCCGAGUUUGCUAGUUUAUGCUAGCUCCGUUAGCAUUUAGCUAAAGGUUAAAACUGGACAAAACCUUAUUGGGGGAUACUUUUGUCAAAUUCUUUUAAAUACUUAAGCUGAGCUGGAUAUAGUUUGUUUAUCUAUAAUGGAACCACUGGAAUAAGUGGAGCUCACCUCAGACAUUUGUAAGUAUUUUGUGUUUUCUGUUACUGUGAUGCUGUCUCUCUGAUGCAGGUUCUCUGUGAAUGUGUUUUUGUACAAAGAUGAUUAUAUUCAAUUACCCUGAUCUAUGACUAUAAGGUGUCUGAAACUCUGAAGUGUCCCAAAUUUAACCCUGUUCACUAUAUAGUACACUACGUUUGACCAGAGUCGUAUGGGCCCUAGUCAUUUAGAGCCCUAGUCCAAUGGGCCCUAGUUUUGCAGGACUCUGGUCGAAUGUUGUUCACUUUAAAGGGAUUAGAGGUUAAUUUGGGACACCUCCCUGAUGUAUAGUAGGUUAUAUCAUCAUGUUCAUAUGAACUGAUCUGAAGCCGGGGCUAACUGAUCUGAAGCCGGGGCUAACUGAUCUGAAGCCGGGGCUAACUGAUCUGAAGCCGGGGCUAACUGAUCUGAAGCCGGGGCUAACUGAUCUGAAGCCGGGGCUAACUGAUCUGAAGCCGGGGCUAACUGAUCUGAAGCCGGGGCUAACUGAUCUGAAGCCGGGGCUAACUGAUCUGAAGCCGGGGCUAACUGAUCUGAAGCCGGGGCUAACUGAAUGGUGACUAGUGGAAGUUACUGUUAUUAAACUUUCUGACUGUUGUCUUUUCAUUUAUUGUUUGGUGAAUAAAACCUGUCUAAUGUUUAUUAUCAGAA
This is a messenger RNA of Oncorhynchus tshawytscha (Chinook salmon), 4806 nucleotides long. Its product is annotated as E3 ubiquitin-protein ligase RBBP6. The coding region runs from base 88 to 3711 and encodes 1207 amino acids. The transcript has 4 exons. NCBI's taxonomy places the organism in Eukaryota, Metazoa, Chordata, Actinopteri, Salmoniformes, Salmonidae. The record is from RefSeq and is a predicted model, not a curated record.